AUGGCCGGGGAGGAGCCGCUGGACCGCGCGGAGACCCGAACGGCCCAGCUCUGCUGGAGACCCAAGCCAGUCUUCGGGUCCAGCCUCGGGACUGCGCCUGCUAGAAGCAGAGGAAGGCGAGGCCCGGCAUCUGCGCCGCGCAGCCCCUCCCUUCGCUGGACCGGUGGGCGCUGCCCAGCUUCCCCGGCCCGGCGCGGCCACCAACCCGCCUCCACCCUGCCCGGGAGCCGCGGCGCCUGCAAGAUGAAUGAAGCGUCGGCCACUGGGCAGAAGCUGCCCUGGGGAGGGAAGGAGACACCGCCUGAGACUUCGUGCCCGGCGCCCCCUCUUUGCCCCUCCCGGCCUCUUGGGACUAAAGGGCGGAGGCCGCGCCUCUUGGCGCGUUUGGGAUGA
Messenger RNA from Rangifer tarandus platyrhynchus (Svalbard reindeer), 393 nucleotides. Lineage: Eukaryota; Metazoa; Chordata; Mammalia; Artiodactyla; Cervidae. The record is from the annotation of a GenBank genome assembly.